UACGUGUAGUAAAAGAAUAAGCACGAAAAACAGCAAACAAAGCUACCCAGUUUAUCUCUCUUCGUGGGUCUUCGAUCUUCCAAGGGAGACAGAUUACGUGCUCGUGCAAGUAUUAUUUUACUGGUGUACGUCGCGCAUUCCCACACAAAACUCGAUUAUGUCCCUCCUGCUCGUCCUAUUUCUUACCCUGCAUUCCACCAUUUUGUCCUCUUAUACCCAAACUAUCGACUGCCGUGUUAACAAUAGUCUUUAUCUGUGUCUGUUCGGUGGUCAGCUGAAAAAUGUCGCUUUCGACGAUGCGAAGGCAGUGCAGACUAUCGACGACAUAGAGCUUCACCUGGAGAAUCUGAGCAUCGAAUGGAUCUCCGAAGUCGCCUUCGCGGAUGUCUCCAAUUCCUCGGCUCUAUACUUGCGCGACAAUCAACUGCCCAGUUUGGCCAAACACUUUUUCCAUCCAUUGGAUCAACUCACUUACUUGGACCUGAAGGAUAACCGGAUUUCGCGGAUCGAGGAUGGCGCUUUCGCUAGAUUAAUGAAUUUAGAAACGCUUUUAUUGGAUGGAAAUAGAUUGAUAACUUUUAAUUCCGGCACUUGGAGAGGAUUAAGCGGCCUUCGUGAAAUUUAUGCGACAAAUAACCGUAUUAGUUUGAGGAAAGGCAUGUUUCGUGAGCUGAGGCUGUUAGAGACAUUAGCGCUGGAUACUAAUAAUAUUACGGAAAUUCCUGUGGGUACCUUCGACGGUUUAAGGCAUUUGGAUCUUUUGUAUCUGUCUAGGAAUCGCAUAUACAAUCUCAUUCCGGAGAUAUUCCAAGGACUCGGUGAAUUAAGCGAACUUGAUUUGGCCGAAAAUAAAAUAGCUUAUUUGCCAGAGGAGACAUUUAGAUUUCUGAAUAAUUUAGAGAAGCUCUGGUUAAGCGGUAAUCGUUUAAUAGCCAUAAGGGCCACAGAUUUCAAGGGAUUGGACGGACUGAGAAAACUGUACUUGAAUAGUAACGAACUGGAGUCAGUUGACAUGGUAGCCUUUCAUAUUUUCAAGAAUGCUACAAUCGAGCCAGGUUUUAAAGUCAAUGGCGUGCGGUUGAAAAAUUUGAAAAGUUUCGUUGGAAAAUUCCGAUGUGUCGAUCGCGAAGAGUGGGACACGCCGUACGAUUGUCGGAGCAUCUUGGAAAUCUAAUAAUAAUAUUUCGCUUGUUUUGCUGUUGUGAAUGAGAGGUUCGUUAUAUGCGGCAUAUUGCGAAACACAUUGUCUUCCACUCAAGUUGUUUUCAUUUUGUUACAUUUUAUAUGCUUAAUGAAUAAAUUAUGAGCAAUUUGCAAAACAGGAAAUAUUAAGCAUUAAUG
Messenger RNA from Ceratosolen solmsi marchali, 1341 nucleotides. Its product is annotated as insulin-like growth factor-binding protein complex acid labile subunit. The transcript has a single exon. The record is from RefSeq and is a predicted model, not a curated record. Bases 158 to 1174 code for a protein of 338 amino acids. NCBI's taxonomy places the organism in Eukaryota, Metazoa, Arthropoda, Insecta, Hymenoptera, Agaonidae. Gene Ontology annotation, molecular function: protein binding.